Molecule: messenger RNA, 831 nt
Organism: Anopheles arabiensis
Lineage: Eukaryota; Metazoa; Arthropoda; Insecta; Diptera; Culicidae
Exons: 4
Coding region: 147-614 (155 amino acids)
Source: RefSeq, a predicted model, not a curated record
ACUCCCCUGUUAUCCGAGCUCUUCGUUAUCUGCCUCUGUGGGUCCAAAAUGUGCGCCGGCGUGUUGUAAGCGGCGGUUUGGGGUUAGAAAAGUUAUAAAACAUUCCCACCGUAGCUGGUCAGCUUCCAGAGCUCACCUGUGACAAGAUGAAGUUCGUUGGCUGGAUCGUGCUUACCGCGGUGGUGCUGGUGAUCUGCGUCGGGGUGCGAUGGGGCGAUGCACUACCCGCCCGCGAUGGCUAUCCGCGCGAACCGUGCUGCAAGGACUGUCCCGCCUGUCGGCAUCAUUUCGACGUGGAGGCGCCGAAGGAUCCGGGCUGCCGGAAGCUGCACAACUUCCACUACGAUGUGGAAAAGUUUACCGACUGCCAUAAGGAAACGUACGAUCGGUUGGAUGCGGCUGUGGAGGAUUUGCCCGAGCGGGGCUGCCGGAAAUCGUACCAUUAUCACUACGACGUCCAGAAGCCGUGCUGUUGCGAGGAGGAAAACUACGACACUUACGAUUUCGAGGUGCUGGAGCCGAAAAGGAAGCCAAAGUGCUCCAAAGUGAAGCUGGAAGCGUACGCGGAUCAUCCUGUGCGGGAGUGUCAGUGCGAUUGCCGGAAUAGACGCUGACCUGGACGAUCUUGAUCUGACGAUCAUUUCUUCGACUGCGCCACGACAUUCCUGGCUAUCGGUGGACGUUGUAAAAGGACUGUGACUUGUUUCCAGACGUGACGCGUACCAACAUAGACUUGAAGCAUUUCCUAUUGAGAAUUGCUCAGACGAUCGAACGAGGAGAACAAACUUAUUAAGUGUAAAAAAAUAUAAAUAAAAAAAGACCAAAACUGAA